Messenger RNA from Aspergillus brunneoviolaceus CBS 621.78, 880 nucleotides. RefSeq names its product class I SAM-dependent methyltransferase. The transcript is spliced from 4 exons. The record is from RefSeq and is a predicted model, not a curated record. The coding region runs from base 44 to 880 and encodes 278 amino acids. NCBI's taxonomy places the organism in Eukaryota, Fungi, Ascomycota, Eurotiomycetes, Eurotiales, Aspergillaceae.
CCCAAAUUAAAAAAAUCCCCUUGGCGCCAAGCACACAUACACCAUGGCUGAAUCCAACGUGCAAAAGGACAAACCCGCCGAGCAGUACAGCUGGUACCAGCCCGACCUCGCACAGGUCAAGGAGCCCGCCCGGACUCUGCUGGCCGAGUACAGCAAGAUCCCCGAGGAGAAGAUCAUCAAACAUGUCAAGGAGGUGCGCGACCGCGCCUUCGCCGUGUUCCCCUACCCCUGCAUCGGAUCCUUCCGCUUCCUCGACAUCACCAUCUGCGCCUCCCCGGCCUACCCAGAGAUCCUCUCGCGACUCAAGACCUCAGACGAGACAUACCUAGACCUAGGCUGCGCAAUGGGCCAAGACAUCCGCUACCUGAUCCACCAAGGCGCCCCGGCCUCCCGCCUCUACGGAAGCGACCUGCACCCCGAGUUCAUCUCCCUGGGCUACGACCUCUUCGCCGACCGCGCCACGCUACCCACCGAAUUCAUCCCCAGCGACAUCUUCGACCCCUCCUGCGCCCUUCUCACUCGACUGACUGGACAGGUCGAUAUCAUCAACGCCGCCUCGUUCUUUCAUCUCUUCGACUGGGCCACGCAGGUGGCGCUGGCCAAGCAGGUCAUCGCGCUGCUGCGCCCGCAGAAGGGGUCGCUGCUCGUCGGCCGGCACGUCGGGGACUUUGACGCGGGGGAGCGCGCGGACAGCGAGCUGGGCAAUACCUACUACCGGCAUGAUCUGGCGUCAUGGCGGCGGAUGUGGGCGCAGGUGAUGGCGGAGACGGGCACGGAGUGGGAGGUCGACGUGCGGGCGGAGGAGUGGGCGGACGUCAAGCAGAAUCGGCAUAAUCGGGAGAGUUCGUUCAAGAUGGUUUUUGUGGUGAGGAGGGUUUAA